Molecule: messenger RNA, 2284 nt
Organism: Neocloeon triangulifer
Lineage: Eukaryota; Metazoa; Arthropoda; Insecta; Ephemeroptera; Baetidae
Gene: Adck1
Product: aarF domain-containing kinase 1
Exons: 10
Coding region: 238-1791 (517 amino acids)
Biological process (GO): lipid homeostasis; mitochondrion organization
Cellular component (GO): mitochondrial inner membrane
Source: RefSeq, a predicted model, not a curated record
CUUUCAGGCGCCUUUUCUGUAAUGUUGGUUGCACUGAUAAGCUCUAAAUUCUACAUAGUUGGUAUUUGAAUACAAUUUUGGUCCGUGGUGAUCGUCAACACAAGUGCAAUCUCUUGAGAUAUAUUUUUAUACAUUUUUGGGCCGUCCUGUGAUAAAUGUCAUAUUUUAGAAAGAAGAAGGAAUCACUUCACGUCACCAGCAGUUUUUAAAUGUGAAUACUAAUAAUCAUCACGCAAAAUGCUCAAAGUAAUAAAGUGGAGAAAAGUUCUGAAAUUCGGUGCAAUUGGCGGCGCAGGAGUUGGUUUAGUGACUUCUCUCCAUGCAAACAACUAUGAUGUAACCUCGGUCGGCGUUGUUCGCUUUGCUAAUGCCGCUAAAGCUGUCUUGGAUAUCUCAGUUUACUACAAGAAGAACCUUUACAGCAAAAAUGCCAAGUUGAUGGACCAUGAAUCUGAGGAAUACUUAAAAUUAAAAUCAGAGGUUCAUCAGUGGGGAGCAGAACGAUUACUUAAGCUGUGCUGCUUGAACAAAGGGGUAUUCAUCAAAGUGGGACAGCACAUAGGAGCCCUUGACUAUUUAUUACCUGUUGAAUAUGUGAAUACCAUGAAGGUUCUGCACAGCAAGGCUCCAAAGUCUUCGCUGAAAGAUGUCUACAUGGUUCUAAGGCAAGAUUUAGGAAAAGACCCCGAAGAAGUUUUCAAGAGCAUUGACCCAGAGCCUCUUGGAACAGCAAGCUUGGCUCAAGUUCAUAAGGCAGUCCUGCAGGACGGUAGAACAGUUGCAGUCAAAGUGCAGCAUGCAAGCGUUCGAGGAAAUUCUUUAGUUGAUUUAAAAACCAUGGAGUUUUUAGUAUCUAUUGUUUCGAGGUUGUUUCCUGACUUCCGAUUUGAGUGGUUGGUCAAAGAGACCAAGAGAAAUAUUCCGCUGGAGCUGGAUUUCCACAAUGAAGGCAAAAAUGCUGAAAAGGCCGACAGAAUUCUUGUCAAAUUUCCUUGGUUAUUUGUACCAAAAAUCUACUGGAAUUUGACAACACCGAGGGUCCUCACCAUGGAGUUUGUUGAAGGAGGGCAAAUCAACGAUGUUGAAUAUAUCGAGAAAAGCAAAAUCAACAAAUGGUUAUUAUCAUCUCGUCUGGGGGACAUGUAUUCGGAAAUGAUUUUUAAACACGGGUUUGUCCACGCAGAUCCGCACCCUGGAAAUAUUUUGGUGCAGCCCAAAGGCAAAGAUUUCAAAAUCAUCCUUCUUGACCAUGGUCUCUAUGCUGAACUUGAGCCAAAGUUCCGACGGCAAUACGCACGAUUGUGGCUCAGCAUCUUGAAUUUUGACAUGCCUGCCAUCAAACAAGUUGCAAUCGACCUGGGCGUUGGUGACCUUUAUUGGCUCUUCUCAUGCAUGGUGACAGGAAGAACAUGGGAGUCAAUUUCAGGCGCUGGUGGAAUCGCAAAAUCAAGGCCUGGCGCCGAGGAAAAAAAGAUCUUCCAGCAACGACUACCACAGUUCUUGCCUCAAAUCAAUGCAGUUCUCUCUCGGGUAGACAGGCAAAUGCUAUUGCUCUUUAAAACCAACGACCUGCUCCGAGGCAUCGAACACACACUCAAAACUCACGGGAGAAGGGCAGCUCUCUUGACAAUGGCUGCACGUUGCGUCCAAGCCGAAUACUCUGAGCAGAGGAAGGAGGCGCUUGGUGCCUUACAGAGAAACACUAUUUCAUUUUGUGAAAUAUGGGCUUUGCUUAGGUUGAAAGUUUGGUACUUCAUGCUCUGCAUCACAGACUUCUUUGGACUUGCUUAAGCCAGAUGUGAUGCUGCAUGAUAACAUGAUGUGAGAGACUGAGAUUCCUAGGAGAAAUUAUUUUAAAUCUUAAGUCAAAAACUCCACAUUACCAACGCAUUAUCAUUUAGGCUGCUUAUUUAUUUCUAUUCAACUACUGUAACUUAAUUUUUGCCUAUUGCACUACCCAGCAGCAAUAGUUGUUGAUGAUAUUUGAUAUUUUUAUAACUUAACUGCCAAGAAAGGUUUCUUGUAAACAUUAUUUUUGCCAUAAUAUAGCAUCCAAGGUCUGCAUUGAUAAUCAAAUAAUAGCCUUUUGCUUUUCAGAAUCUAUUAUUACUGCUUUAUUUCAUUUAAGCAUGUGUUAUUUAUUAUUUAAAUUCAUUUAAAAUUUGAAUAAAACUUUAAUUGUUUUAUUCUUGCACACACAAAAAAACAUGAGUAUAAUUUAUGUGGCAUGCUAUAUUUCAUCAUUGUAUAAGUUAUUAUACAUUUUUUGCCUCUGAAAUUAAAU